Notothenia coriiceps (black rockcod) is the source of this 5340-nucleotide messenger RNA. RefSeq names its product poly [ADP-ribose] polymerase 14-like. The record is from RefSeq and is a predicted model, not a curated record. Gene Ontology annotation, molecular function: transcription corepressor activity; NAD+ poly-ADP-ribosyltransferase activity. The coding region runs from base 136 to 4977 and encodes 1613 amino acids. Gene Ontology annotation, cellular component: cytoplasm; nucleus. The transcript has 15 exons. Gene Ontology annotation, biological process: negative regulation of gene expression; protein poly-ADP-ribosylation. Lineage: Eukaryota; Metazoa; Chordata; Actinopteri; Perciformes; Nototheniidae.
CGUUAGUUUAAAUUCUGAAGGAAAGGCCCGAGCCUGCACUUGAAACGAUUGCGUUCAACCCGGGUACCCCAGUGUUUAAUCGUCCUUUAAUGUGGCUAUACAUUUUAAUUGUUUAGUUUAUCAAGUGUUCAGACUAUGGAUGACGCUUUCCAGUAUCCCGUUUUCUUCGAGUGUCCUAAUCUGGAGGGAGAAAGUAAAAAGAGGGCAGAACUUUACUUUCGAAAUCGUCGCAAAUCAGGAGGUGGUGACUGCGGUUCGAUAACAAACGAAGAAAAUAAAGUGUACCGAAUUGCGUUUAAUGACAGAGCAGAUCAGCAAAGAGUCCUGCAGAAAUCUAAACAUGAAGUAAAGUUUGCAGAUGUUCGUCUGGUGCUGAAUGUGCGAGCAAGCCCCACCUUCUCACCCAUCACUACCCCAACUACAAGCAAGUUAGUUAGCCCAAAACUGGACUCAACUUCAUCACAGGAACCGCCUGAAGAAUAUGAACUACAACCUGACACUUACCUUUUACAAUACCUGAAGGAAUGCCCAAAGGCUUGGGAAGGACUGAAGAUAGAACUAGUCUCUUUGGCCUGCUCUGCUCAGCUGUACCCAGAGGAAGGGAGGGUUUUAGUUAGCUGUUUAACUCAACCUGGUGCUGCAGAUUAUGUUAGAGAUUGGAAAGCAGAGGUUGACCAACUCUUUGAUGGCUACCUGUGCCACUGUGAGGUGGACCGUCACAAAGUUGUAGCUUUGCUUGAGUCCAGGAACUCUCUUCAGACCACCAAUGACGUUAAGGUCUACAGCGAGAAUGGGAUGGCAAUUGUUGUUGGGCAGCGUUCUCAGGUGAACGCCAAGUUGAUGGAUGUAGGUGCCUUGCUUGGUAAACAAAGGCCACGUUUACUUGAGAGGGAAACCUGCAUUUGUCGACUGGGCGAGGCUAAGCUCCGCCUCGUCUGGAAGGAGAUUGAGCACACUUUGCAAAAGGACUUUCCAGGAGUGAAGGUCACGCAGGGAGCUCCAGGUCAGUUGCAUUUGGAAGGCUCUGUCGAGGAUAUUCUUAAGGCUAAAGAUUGGAUCUCUGAUCAGGAGAAGUUGGUGUUCCAAAGGAGAGUUUCUGACAUGAGCCCACAUUUUCUUUCCUUCUUGAGAAAUGAAUACGGAGGUCCAGGGGUGCUUGGACAAUUCUUAGGGUUUAGUGACAAUGCCGAAGUAGAGUUACGGGAAACGGAGCUGCGUUUCUUCAGUCUCUCUGCUGAUAAAUUGAAUGAUAUCCAACGAAAACUACAGGAAAAAUUCAAGGAAGUCAAGAUUGAUGUUCCUAACUGCUCCACUGUGCCAUCUGAGCUUCAGGAAAAGCUGAAGUCCGAGACAAAGGAGAUGAACCAAGGGCAAUACAGGUCCAAGGUCGUGUUUGGCGCAGACAGCAGUGUGUUCUUACUUGGGCACACCAAAGAGGUUGAAGAGCUAAAUGAAGUUGUCAUACAGUUUAUUUUGGAUCAUGCUAGCAUAGAGGGCAAAGUCAAUCUCCCUUACCCAGAGUUAGUGCUUGAGUUACCAGAAUUUUUGCAGCUGCAUGGUUUUGAUUAUUCAGGGGUUACCUUCUGUCCUUUAAUAUCUUCCUCUGGGCCCACAAUGUUGCUGGAAGGUCCAUCUGGCAAAGUGACUGAUGUUAGGAAUAGACUCGGUACAUUUGUUGACUCCCUUGUUAAGGGCAGAGUCACCAUUGAAUUGCCAGGGGCAGUGCGGUAUAUUGAAAGCAGCUCUGGAAGGGACAACAUUUUAAGACAUGCUCAUUCUCAGAAGUGUCUCGUACAGCUUCAAGAACAAGCUUACGCUACUAGACAGACUUUUGCAUCUGAUGCAGGCGCAGGUCAAGUAAACACAACAGUUGCUAGCUACAGCCUUCGUGACGGGGUCCAGGUGCUUGUGUGCCAGGGUGACAUCUCCAAACAGGAAGCUGAUGCCCUGGUGAACGCUGCCAACGAAUUUCUGGACCAUGAUGGAGGGGCUGCUGCAGCACUGUCUAAAGCAGGUGGCCCUCAGGUGCAGAAGGAAAGCACAGCUUUAGUAAAGCAGACAGGGAAAAUUCCCACUGGUAACGCGGUAGUGACCACAGGGGGGAACUUAAACUGCAAGAGACUGGUUCAUGCUGUUGGGCCUGUAGGUGGAAAAGCUGGUGGACAAGAAAGGGUGUUACUGGAAAAAGCUGUCAAGUCUGCUUUGAAUUUAGCCGAGAUGAUGGAGUUCAGGUCUAUAGCUAUGCCCUGUAUCAGCUCAGGUUUGUUUGGUGUACCUGUGGCUGUGUGCUCUGAGGCUAUUGUAACUGCUGUAAAGGAGUUUUGCAGCCAGGGAGGGCGAAGUCUUAGAAGAAUCAUCCUGAUUGAUAACAGAGGAGAGGUGGUGAGGUCCAUGAAGGAUGCAUGUGAUCGGCUUCUCCAAGGAACAAGUACCGGAAACAGGGCACCAAGUGGUCUGGGGUUUCAAAUGGAUGCUUCUGCCCAAUACGCAGCAAGAAGAGCCGCUGCUGGGGCUCCUGGAGGGGCUGUCCAUGUGGAGAUCAUUCAGGGAUCUAUCGAGAACCAGCAGGUGGAUGGCCUUGUGUCCCCCAUGGUUGGCCAUGAUCCUCUCUCUUCCCGUGUUGGAAACUUUUUGUCCAACAUGGUAGGACCUCAGCUGACUGUAAAGUUUCAUAACGAAGCAAGCGGAGCUACAAUCCCUGGUGAAAUAAUCCUGGUGGAGGGCUUGCCUGCACUUCAAUCUAGAGGAGUGUUCUUCAUCAACCUCACUCCCUGGGAUAAUAACCAACAGGGAACUGCUGUCCAGGUCUUGAGAAAUGGCAUCAAAAAAAUGCUGGCUUCGUGUCAGAUCCGUGGCUACAGUUCAGUUGCUCUCCCUGUGCUGGGGGUCGGUGCUGCUCUACGUUUCCCUCACAGCGUGGCAGCGAGGGUUAUAAUGGAGGAAGUCCGUCAAUUUGAACAUAACCGAAUCACUGGAACAUCUUUCUUAGUCCGUAUUAUCGUUCAAUCCAUCGAAUCGAGCAAGGCCUUCCAGUCUUGCCAGGACACCAUGCAUCUCAGAGGGUUCACAAACGAUGCUGACCCAGACCAAGCUUCCUUUUAUCGCCAUAUCUCCGCAACUAACGAUGAGGUCACAGCCAUGUUGGGUGGUAUCAAGCUUCAGAUGGCCGUUGGUGACAUCACUAAGGAGAACACUGAUGUCAUUGUCAACACAACUGACUUCUCCAACAACCAAUCUGGCGUGUCUAAAGCCAUUCUGACUGCAGCGGGGCCCAGUGUCCAAAGACAAUUGGCACAAGUGGGAAUUCCUGCAGACUUGAUGUGUACUACAGGACCCGGGGGGCUUGCCUGCAAGGAAAUCAUACAUGCUAGUUUCAAGAGUGACCAUGAAGUGAUUCGUAAUAAUUGCAAAAGGAUACUGAAGCUCUGUGAGAGCAAAGGGUACAGCUCAGUGUCCUUCCCUGCUGUUAACACUGGUGCAGCUCAUAUGGACUUGACCAAAGCAUGUAAAGCAUUGCUGGAUGGCAUGACUUCAGCUAUUAUGGACUUGAAACCAAGUUCCCUCAAACGUAUCCGCAUUGUCAUCUUCCAGCAAUCGGUCUUUCAGGCUUUCAGAUCAGAGCUGGAGAACCGCUUUGGACAAACAGCCACUCGCCACCUAAGCCUAAGAGAAAAAGCUAAACAAAUGCACAGGAAGUGGCAGGAGACAAGAACAAGGACCACUGCAACACCUAAAGACAAAAUCUUCGCAUCCUCAAAGCCACCUCCAGCUGUGAUAACUGUGAUUGGUUGUGGUCCCGACAUCAUCAGGACCAUGAAGAGAGAUUUGGAGGGGAUCCUGCAGAAUCAGCUGAUGGAGAAAGACGUAGAUGUGGAGGAUUUCUCCAGGCUUGAUGACAUGGAGCGGGAGGCAGUGCAGGCAAAGCUCAAAGUCUUAGAAGUGAGCCUGGAAUACAAGAAACGUCAAAGUUCUGAAGGUCGGAAUGGGAACAGAGCAAAAAACUCGGCCAGAGCAGAAGCUAGAGAUCGUUCAGGGUCAGGAACAGAGGUGUAUGUGCUGAAAGGCCUGAAAGAGGACGUGUUGACCAUCGUCGAGCUUAUAAACAAAGCAAUCAGAAAAGCCCUUGGCGAAGACAUCGAAGAAAAUAAUGAAGCAAUGUUAGCUCUUGAUGUCCAGUGGUCGAUUCAGGAUACGAAUAAAGUCUGGCGCGAGCUGAGCCUGCACGACAACUACAUUCUGGAGGAGGCUCACAAGAAGAAACAAGUUUUUGUAGACAUCACCUCACCAGACAGAAUAAAGGUGUCCGUGAACCUGAAGGAAAGUAAAGCCACUAACCAGCUCACAGGCAUCACCUUCGAAGUGAAAAGGAACGAGUCUGACACAACCUUGGUGUUGCCGGAACAUUGGGAACCUAUGCAUGGAGGACACUUCAAAAAGGUGGAGCUGCAGCCUUCGUCUUCAGAGUACAAGAAUAUAGAGAAGGGUUUCCUUCAAACGGCUAAAUACAACAUUCACAAAAUUGAACGAGUGCAAAACCCCUACCUGUGGUAUGGCUAUACUGUGCUCAAGAAGCGUUUGUUAGCUAAGAAUGACACAGCUGGGGAUGGGGAGAAAUUUCUCUACCAUGGCACAUCAGCAGAGUCUUGCAACUGCAUUGAAACGGGCAAAUUUGACAGGAACUUUGCAGGAGCACAUGCUGCUGCAUUUGGAAAGGGAGUGUACUUUGCAGUCACUGCGGCGUAUUCGGCUGCCGGGUUUUCCCCGGCAGACGCGUCAGGCAUGAAGAGGCUGUACGUGGCUCGAGUCCUGACCGGUCGCUACACCAUCGGCCAUUCUGAUCUGAAAGCCCCCCCUCCUCGAGGCUCAGACAAAACUGACUGCUUCGACAGUUGUGUGGACAACCAGCAGAACCCCUCCAUGUUCGUGAUCUUCCACGAUGACCAGGCCUACCCAGAACACCUUAUCACCUUCAGCUGAGUGUAACUAAAACAAAUGGUUUGUUACACUUUGCAAUGUGCCAUAAAGAUUCUAUUAUAGAUAUCUUUUUUUUCGUGAGCUGAUUUGGAAUAGAGAUGUAUCUCAGAAGCACUUUUAAAUAACUGUAAAACAAUCAGAUGUUGUGACAAAUAGAAGAGAUGCCAUUUAACACAUCCUCCAUGUGUAUUCAACAGCAUUGUAUUGAAGGACAAAGCUUUAACACUUUUCAUUUGGGAGAUCCUUUAAUUGAACCUAAUAUCUUCCAAAGCUGAACACCGUAUGUGCCACACAGUAAAAUGUAAUGCUAGUGCUUAAAAGUUUCGGUAUGCAAUAACUUCAAUCAUGCAACGAUUUUUAUUUUAA